This is a messenger RNA of Chelmon rostratus (copperband butterflyfish), 4463 nucleotides long. RefSeq names its product discoidin domain receptor tyrosine kinase 2a (gene ddr2a). Gene Ontology annotation, molecular function: collagen binding; ATP binding; protein tyrosine kinase collagen receptor activity. The record is from RefSeq and is a predicted model, not a curated record. Gene Ontology annotation, cellular component: membrane; signaling receptor complex. Bases 158 to 2731 code for a protein of 857 amino acids. The transcript has 17 exons. Lineage: Eukaryota; Metazoa; Chordata; Actinopteri; Chaetodontiformes; Chaetodontidae. Gene Ontology annotation, biological process: protein phosphorylation; multicellular organism development; cell surface receptor protein tyrosine kinase signaling pathway.
GAGAGUGGGCGAGCGAGCGAGAGAGCGAAAGGCUCGGAUUGUAACGUCCAGCCGUCUCGACUCUCACUGGAAUAAUCUAAAACCACCUCAGAACAAAUGGUCUGAAAGGAUAAGACAUCUUAGACAUUGGAAGCCUGUCUCUGUGCACGUGUCUGGGAUGAAGCACCCGUGGGACAUUCACUUCCUCCUGCUCGUCCUCCUCUACCUGUUGGGAGCCGUCACAUCACAGGUCAACCCAGGUGUGUGUCGGUAUCCUCUGGGCAUGUCAGGAGGGCAGAUACAGGACGAGGACAUCUCCGCCUCCAGCCAGUGGUCUGAAUCCACUGCUGCUAGAUAUGGCAGGUUGGACUUCGAGGAGGGCGAUGGCGCGUGGUGUCCAGAGAUAACAGUGGAGCCAGACAGCCUGAAGGAGUUUCUCCAGAUCGACCUGCGCUCGCUGCACUUCAUCACCCUUGUGGGCACCCAGGGUCGUCACGCGGGAGGCAUCGGCAAUGAGUUCGCCCAGAUGUACAAGAUUAAGUACAGUCGGGAUGGAAGCCGCUGGAUCUCGUGGAGAAACAGGCAGGGCAAGCAGGUGAUCGAAGGAAACAGGAACGCCUACGACAUCGUCCUCAAGGACCUCGAGCCGCCCAUCAUCGCCCGCUUCGUCCGCUUCAUGCCCGUCACAGACCACUCCAUGAAUGUCUGCAUGAGAGUGGAGCUCUACGGCUGCGAAUGGCUCGACGGUCUCGUGUCGUACAACGCUCCGGCGGGAGAGCAGAUGAACUUGCCUGCUAACCCUGUUUAUGUCAACGACUCUGUCUAUGAUGGAGCUGUCAUCCACAGUAUGACAGAAGGUUUGGGGCAGCUGACAGAUGGAGUGUGUGGUCUGGAUGAUUUUACACACAGCCACGUCUACAAUGUGUGGCCCGGGUAUGACUACGUGGGAUGGAGCAAUGAGAGCUUCCCAAGCGGAUAUGUGGAAAUCAUGUUUGAGUUUGACCGCACACGAAACUUUACCACCAUGAAGGUCCACUGCAACAACAUGUUCUCACGGCACGUCAAGGCCUUCCGCCAGGUGGUGUGCUACUUCCGCUCCGAUUCAGACUGGGAGGCCUCGCCGCUCUCCUUCAGCCCUGUGGUGGACGAGAAGAACCCCAGCGCCCGCUUCGUCACCGUCAACCUGGCCAAUCACAUGGCCAGUGCUAUCAAGUGUCAGUUCUACUUUGCUGAUGCCUGGAUGUUGUUCAGUGAGAUCACCUUUCAGUCAGAUACAGCCAUGUACAACACAACACUGGCUCCACCCAAGACAGUGCUACCACCUAGCACACAACCAGAAGAUGACCCCACCCACAAAGUGGAUGACAGCAACACCCGGAUUCUGAUUGGUUGUUUAGUGGCCAUCAUCUUCAUCCUUGUGGCCAUCAUCGUCAUCAUCUUGUGGAGGCAGGUGUGGCAGAAGAUGCUGGAGAAGGCCUCUCGCCGGAUGUUGGAUGAUGAACUAACCGCUAGUUUGUCAAUACAGAGUGAGACGUUCGCCUACAACCACAACCAGUCGAGCACAACCAGCGAGCAGGAGUCUAGUUCCACUUAUGAGCGCAUCUUCCCUCUCGGUCCUGACUACCAGGAGCCGUCACGCCUCAUAUGCAAGCUGCCAGAGUUUGCUCAGAGCUCAGAGGAGCCUGCCUCCACCAGCACAGCGGCGUCUAAAUCCACCACAACUACCGUAGCCCAAGAUGGCGUCCCUCACUACGCAGAGGCAGACAUUGUAAACCUGCAAGGCGUGACUGGCAGCAACACGUACGCCAUCCCUGCAGUAACUAUGGACCUGUUGUCAGGGAAGGAUGUUGUAGUGGAGGAGUUCCCAAGGAAGCUGCUCACGUUCAAAGAGAAGCUGGGAGAGGGCCAGUUUGGCGAGGUGCACCUGUGUGAAGCAGAGGGAAUGCAGGAGUUCAUGAAUAAAGAGUUCUUAUUUGACAUCCCAGAGGACCAGCCAGUUUUAGUGGCUGUGAAGAUGCUCCGUUCAGAUGCCAACAAAAAUGCAAGGAACGACUUCCUGAAAGAGAUAAAGAUCAUGUCACGUUUGAAGGACCCCAACAUCAUCCGCCUGCUAGCUGUGUGCAUCUACAGCGACCCUCUCUGUAUGAUCACAGAGUACAUGGAGAACGGAGAUCUCAACCAGUUCCUGUCCCGCCACGAACCCGAGGGGCAACUUGCUCUGCUCAGCAAUGCGCCUACUGUCAGCUUCAACAAUCUGUGCUACAUGGCCGCUCAGAUAGCAUCGGGGAUGAAGUACCUCUCCUCUUUAAACUUUGUUCAUCGAGACUUGGCCACGCGGAAUUGCCUGGUGGGCAAAAACUACACGAUAAAGAUAGCUGACUUUGGCAUGAGCAGAAACCUGUACAGUGGCGACUACUACCGCAUCCAGGGCAGAGCGGUGCUGCCCAUACGCUGGAUGUCAUGGGAGAGCAUCCUGCUGGGUAAGUUCACCACAGCAAGCGAUGUGUGGGCCUUCGGGGUGACCCUGUGGGAGAUAUUAAACUUCUGCAAGGAGCAGCCCUACUCUCAGCUCACGGAUGAGCAGGUGAUAGAAAACACGGGGGAGUUUUUCAGGGAUCAGAAAAGACAGAUCUACCUGCCUCAGCCUGUGCUGUGUCCAGACUCGCUCUACAAGAUCAUGCUGAGCUGCUGGAGGAGGAACGCCAAGGAACGGCCCUCCUUCCAGGAAAUACACCGAGCCCUGCUGGACUAACAGCCAGGGCGACCUUAAAGACAGUGAUUCCCAGUCUGCUCAUCUCUGGAGGGAAUGGUGCAUGACGAGAGUAGACCACGAUUCAGACACAAUCCAGGUUUAAGCUAUCUUGUUUCAGUAGAGAAACAGGGUGAGAGCCACCUGUGGGGUCCAAGCUACCAUAUGGGAAACACUGUUUCAUGGACUUACACACCACAAAGAUGGACUACCAGGAGACUUUUGGUGUGUGUCAGCUUUAACUGGCACAUUGGCUGAGAUGUUUUAUUAACAUGCAGGUAUUAGAAAAAUCUACUCUGUUUAAUACAACACCAAACCCCGAAACACACAGAAACAGGAUUAAGGUUUCUUUGUGACGCCUUGAGCAAGUAUUAAUAAAAAUAUUAAAUGUAGCAAGUGACAUGUGGCACUUUUGAAAAUGUACUUUAAUUUACUUUUUUGUUUUUUAGUAUGAGUUUUUAGUGAGUUCCCAUGUUCCAGUGUUUGAUAAGAAACUUCUUGUGUUUUCUUUUGGAAGACUGCUUGAAUGUAGAGAAGUGCAGCAAAGUCCUUACUGUCACAUUUCAUUAUAUUUCAAGUAUUUCAUCUCAGUUUCAUCUCAUUUAGGAAAUAUCAAGUAACUCAGCCUUUCUCUCAUCCCCCUGCAGUUUUCCUACGGUGAUUUGAAAAUGAAGUGUAUAUGACUGUGUAUUUUCAGUAGAUAAGUUUAAAUCUCAAAUAGCAAUAUUUUGUAUUAAUAUUUAUAUGUUCAUAUGUGUUCGUUCUGUUUAUGUUUUGUUGAUAUGAUUGUGGACUAAUAUGCUGUUUAAGUUGUUAUAUUUUGAUUUUCAGUCAUUUUCCUGCUCACAUUUUGGAUUUAAAAACUGCAUCAGAAUAGUUUUUUGUUUCCUACUGCAAACUAUUAUUGUCUUGCAUUGAUCACAAACUUAUAUCAGCUGCAAGAUCUUUGAUAAUUGAUCAGAUAUUAACAGGAAUGCAGGCUGUGUUUUGACCAUGUGCAGUAUGUUGGGUCAGUAUGUGAUUACAGUCAGCAUCAUUGGGAAGGUGUUACUGAGCGUGUUGUGUUGCAUAUAGUUUGUCUCAUUGACAGAGAAAGUGUGUUGCCCUUGAAAUCAUCAUUAUAAAGGAAAUGGGAAUAUUCAUCUUAAAUAAUGUGUUAGACUGGAACGGUAUGAUGGCUUCGGAUCAGUUUACGUUAGCUCAUCAGCUAACACGGCUAAUGACUCGUCUACAGGUUUUAGUUAUCAGCAGCCAGUUUGUUCCUUCUUUUAUCGACGCAUGCUGGAUUCUUUCUUCUUCUAUUCUCACGUAAUGUAUGACUGUGAUAGCUUGAACUUUAUCCUACAUACCACUGUUUUAGCCUGUUGAGCAGAGGCCUUUGCCCCUCUUAUGUCAUACAUAAACUACACACGUGUCCGCCAUAAUAUAUGUUCAAGUCAUCCUUAUCUUUCUCAGUUUUGCAAGCAGGGCGAUCAAAUCCAUACAAGUUAGUUGAAUAUGAUAUUCGGUCUGGGGAAGCGUUUGUGAAGCAUGUGGUGAUUUACAUUUUCGUUUAAGAUCCUCUCAGUGCUAUAAAUGAAUCAGAUGUACAGUUGUAAAAAAAAAUGUAAUGGCACCCUGACAAAUUUCUCGAUUAGUUUUAUUACAUAUUUGUACACGUAUGUUUUUUUCCAGUCAGAAUGUUUUAUAUACGUUGUAAACAAAAGUUAAAAGACAAAAUGCAAAUAAAAUUCAA